CCUUCGAUCACCAUUCAUUUUAUAGAUAAAAUUCAUAUAUAAGAUCAAAGUUUAUUUAUACACACAGAGAGAAAUUAAGAUGGGAGAAGACAGAAGGAUGAUGGUAGAGAAAGAAAGCGCAGCUCUAGACGUUGAAGUGAGCAGAAAUGAAGAGUUUGAUGAUGAUGGUAGGCCGAGAAGAACUGGGACUGUGUGGACUGCAAGUGCACAUAUAGUAACAGCAGUAAUAGGCUCUGGUGUUCUCUCACUAGCAUGGUCAAUGUCUCAGCUUGGAUGGAUAGCUGGCCCUGUGACACUCUUCCUUUUCUCCAUCAUCACCUUCUUCACUUCCAGUCUCUUAACGAACUGUUAUCGGGCUCCUCAUCCCGUAACGGGUAAAAGGAACUACACUUACAUGGAGGCAGUGAGGUCUAAUCUUGGAGCAACUCAGGUUUGGCUUUGUGGGAUUUGUCAGUAUGUCAAUCUCAUCGGAACAGCAAUCGGUUAUACGAUUACAGCGUCGAUUAGUGCUGCGGCAAUAAGCAAGGCAAGUUGUUUCCACAAAAAAGGCCAUGAAGCUGAUUGCAGUGUUGCCGACACCUUUUACAUGGUCGGAUUUGGUGUGAUUCAAAUUUUCCUCUCUCAGCUUCCAAACUUCCAUGAGCUCUGGUGGCUUUCGAUUCUUGCUGCAGUCAUGUCUUUAACUUACUCCUUCAUUGCCAUUGGCCUCUCCAUGGCCAAAAUAAUUUCAGGAAACACCGGGAAGACCAGUAUCACUGGCGUUGAAGUUGGAGUUGAUGUAGAUUCGGCUCAGAAAGUUUGGAAAGCAUGUCAAGCACUAGGAGAUAUUGCGUUCGCAUAUUCCUACUCUAUGCUUCUAAUAGAAAUCCAGGACACUUUGAAAUCACCUCCAGCAGAGAACAAGGUAAUGAAGAAGGCUAGCUUUAUUGGAGUAUCAACAACCACCACAUUUUAUUUCCUUUGUGGUUGUCUCGGUUAUGCUGCAUUUGGAAACAAGGCACCAGGAAAUAUAUUGACUGGUUUUGGAUUCUAUGAACCCUUUUGGUUGAUCGACCUUGCCAACAUCUGCGUUAUUAUCCAUUUGGUUGGUGCAUUUCAGGUAUUUUGCCAACCAAUUUUUUCAGUAGUUGAGACAUUGAUCACCAGAAGGCACCCGAACAUAAAAUUUCUGACCAAUGAAAAAACCCUAAUCAUUGGUAAAAGCUUCAAAUACAAGAUCAAUCUUUUCCGACUAAUUUGGAGAACAUGUUUUGUGAUCGUGGUAACAUUUCUAGCGAUCCUCAUGCCUUUCUUCAAUGAUAUACUCGCGUUCUUGGGUGCUGUAGGGUUCUGGCCUCUUACAGUUUACUUCCCAAUUGAGAUGUACAUUGCUCAGAGUAAUAUUAAGAAAUUCAGUAAGAAAUGGAAUUUGUUGCAGAGUUUGAGCAUACUCUGCUUGUUGAUUUCACUAUCUGCAGCAGUUGGAUCUAUUGAAGGAGUGGUGGAUUCACUUAAGCAUUAUACUCCUUUUGAGACAAAAUCAUAAGGAGCCGAUACGUUUGAAGAAGUCAUUUUGAUGUCCUUUUUUGAUAUUUAUUUGCUGUAAUUGCUCAUAGUUUCCGAUUCAAUAAGAAAUUUUGCCUGGAGUUGCAGAAAACUA
Messenger RNA from Asparagus officinalis (garden asparagus), 1639 nucleotides. Its product is annotated as amino acid permease 1-like. NCBI's taxonomy places the organism in Eukaryota, Viridiplantae, Streptophyta, Magnoliopsida, Asparagales, Asparagaceae. The record is from RefSeq and is a predicted model, not a curated record. The coding region runs from base 80 to 1525 and encodes 481 amino acids. The transcript is spliced from 6 exons. Gene Ontology annotation, cellular component: plasma membrane.